Molecule: messenger RNA, 355 nt
Organism: Homarus americanus (American lobster)
Lineage: Eukaryota; Metazoa; Arthropoda; Malacostraca; Decapoda; Nephropidae
Product: serine/threonine-protein kinase OSR1-like
Exons: 2
Coding region: 17-340 (107 amino acids)
Molecular function (GO): ATP binding
Source: RefSeq, a predicted model, not a curated record
GAUUACCCCGGGUCUGAUGCCGCCGGGGUCGCCAGGAACCUACAGGAAAAAGUCAGCGUCAUUGGAGCUUCCCGCCGCCCUGCAGCAGCUGCCGCGGCCACACCGAGGCAGCAUUUGUGGCGAGUCCAAAAUGGCCGAUGACAAACCUUGGCCUAAUACAAAGGAAGACUACGAGUUGAGAGAAGUGAUAGGUAUUGGCGCCACAGCUGUCGUACACUCUGCUCUAUGUAUCCCUCGCACCGAGAAGUGCGCCAUCAAGAGGAUAAACCUGGAAAAAUGGAAUACGAGUAUGGAUGAGUUAUUGGUAAGUAACAGACAAACACCUUGUUGUUACCUGUAACACCUUGUUCUUACC